AUGAUGACAAGGAUCAACUCUACUUUCGAAAAGACUCGUAAAGUCUCUGGCCCACGAUCACUGCAACCCUCUCAGUGGGGAAUGUUGUGUCCAAGUGAUACACCGGAAGGAGAAGCUUGCGGUUUAGUGAAAAAUUUAGCGCUCAUCUCUCACAUAACAACAGAUUCAGACGAGAGGCCUGUGCUUCGGCUGCUUUUCAACUCCGGAGUGGAAGAUCUUCAGAAUAUGCACUUUUCUCAUAUCAAUAAUCCCAACUACCAUCAAGUAUUUCUCAACGGUUUGCUAGUCGGCACCACUGUUGAUCCCGCUCGUGUCGUGCGUGCGGUGAGAACGGUGAGGAGGUAA
Cooperia oncophora is the source of this 345-nucleotide messenger RNA. The record is from the annotation of a GenBank genome assembly. Lineage: Eukaryota; Metazoa; Nematoda; Chromadorea; Rhabditida; Trichostrongylidae.